GUCUCACGCGAAACGCGACGCGCAAGUCUCGAAAGCUUGACCUCAAACUAUUAACGUCCAACUCUUCAUCCUUCACAAUGUCUCGCACUUCUUACGAUAGAUAUUUGACCGUUUUCUCUCCUGAAGGACGUCUAUAUCAAGUCGAAUAUGCCUUCAAAGCAAUUACAGGGUCGGGCCAUACAGCCAUUGCGGUGCGUGGCAAGGAUAGUGCUGUCGUGAUCACCCAGAAGAAGGUCCCUGACAAACUCCUCGACGCCUCCACCAUUACCCACCUCUUCAGCAUAACACCUACUAUUGGAUGCGUUAUGACAGGUCUUAUUGCCGAUGCACAGGCUCAAGUUACGAGAGCACGUUCAGAAGCUGCUGAAUUCCGAUACAAAUACGGAUACGAGAUCACGCCUGACGCCCUUGCACGACGUAUGGCAAAUAUCAAUCAAGUGUAUACUCAGAGGGCCGCUAUGAGACCGCUUGGCAUCUCCAUGAUCGUCAUCGGUAUGGACCCAGAAUACGGCCCUCAAUGCUUCAAACUCGAUCCUGCUGGAUACUUCGUUGGCUUCCACGCGACCGCCGCAGGUCAGAAGCAACAAGAAGCAAUGAACCAUCUGGAGAAGAAGUGGAAGAAACUCAAUUCAGGUCGAGGUGCUGACGAUGCUGUCUCGGCGGGCAAGUCUCUUAGCAGGUCCGAAGUGAUCGAGAUGGCGAUCGAAGCAAUCUCAACCGUGCAUGCGACGGACUUCAAGCCUGGAGAAGUUGAGGUUGGUGUCGUAUCACUAGGUGAUGAUGAGGACCCGAAGACCAGAGGACAAUGGCGAGUCAUGCCUGAAGAUGAGGUGGAGAGAUAUCUCCUGGCGUACGCGGAGAAGGAUUGACAUGUAUACGUAUACUUUGAAUGGACUUUCGCUCUAGUUGAGAUCAUACCAACGGCUUAUCAUACCUUGUAUAAGAGGGAGGUCUUUAACGUUAUUGUGUCAUCAUUCAGGUAAGAUAGACGUUAUUGAAUAAUUCGGUGUACAGUACGUUAGAGCGGAACGGUUCAGUAUCUUGAAGCACCGCCGCUCUGACCCCUUAUUGAGUAAACCGUGCACGACCAA
Somion occarium is the source of this 1091-nucleotide messenger RNA. NCBI's taxonomy places the organism in Eukaryota, Fungi, Basidiomycota, Agaricomycetes, Polyporales, Cerrenaceae. The record is from the annotation of a GenBank genome assembly.